This is a messenger RNA of Helianthus annuus (common sunflower), 1058 nucleotides long. Its product is annotated as pollen-specific protein SF3-like. NCBI's taxonomy places the organism in Eukaryota, Viridiplantae, Streptophyta, Magnoliopsida, Asterales, Asteraceae. Gene Ontology annotation, biological process: actin filament bundle assembly. The coding region runs from base 196 to 840 and encodes 214 amino acids. Gene Ontology annotation, molecular function: actin filament binding. Gene Ontology annotation, cellular component: actin cytoskeleton; plasma membrane. The record is from RefSeq and is a predicted model, not a curated record. The transcript is spliced from 5 exons.
GAUAACUCUUUUUUUUCCCUUAAUUUGCUGCAAUCCACACACCAACAAUUUUUCAUCUCUUUUUAAAGGACAUGAAAAUCAUGAUUCAAGAACAAAACAAUAAAGGAGUUUCUUGAGAGUUCGGAGUUCUUUUUCUUGCGUUAUUUAUCCAAAUAACAAGAGAAAAAGAACUCUUUCAAUAACCAGAAGAAAAAAAUGAAAUCAUUCACAGGAACAACCCAAAAAUGCACAGUCUGCGAGAAAACUGUGUAUUUGGUUGAUAAAUUAGUAGCUAAUCAACGUGUUUAUCAUAAAGCCUGCUUCCGAUGCCAUCAUUGCAAUAGUACCCUCAAGCUUAGCAACUUCAAUUCUUUCGACGGAGUCGUUUAUUGUAGGCAUCACUUUGAUCAACUCUUCAAGAGAACUGGCAGCUUGGAAAAAAGUUUUGAUGGAACACCAAAGUUCAAGCCAGAAAGAACAUUUAGUCAAGAGACUCAGAGUGCAAACAGACUCUCAAGUUUCUUUGAGGGUACCCGCGACAAAUGUAAUGCGUGUGCCAAGAUCGUUUAUCCAAUCGAGCGGGUUAAGGUGGAUGGAACUGCAUACCACAGAGCUUGUUUCAAAUGCUGUCAUGGGGGGUGCACUAUAAGCCCAUCAAACUACAUUGCUCAUGAAGGCAGGCUUUAUUGCAAGCACCACCACAUCCAACUCUUUAAGAAGAAAGGAAACUACAGCCAACUCGAGGUCGAAGAAACGGUUGCAGCUCCUGCUGAAUCCGAAACCCAAAACGCCGAAACCCAAAACGCUGAAACCCAAAACGCUGACACCCAGAACACUGACACCCAAAAUGCAGCCGUUUAAUAGCUCGAUAUGAUGAAGUUUCAUUGCUCCGAGAUCUUAAGUUCAUGUCGUGUUAUAAACUGAACUAGCUCGCGAUUUUGUUUUUGUCCAACACUUGAUUGUGUUGUAUUCAAUCUAAUAAAUUUUGUUCUCAAAACAAACCCCUGAGUUGGAAUACCUGUAUUUUAAACAACAUGUUUCCUGUAUUAUUAAAAAAACAUGGCGCGGUUGAUACAGAA